ACUCCACUGUUCACAGGCGAUUUGGCUAAACAUGACUGUUCGAUAUUGCCCUUUUUGGAUAAAAACUCCUUUUGUGGUUGGAUUGUUUGGAAACAAAUGAGAUUACGUUGGUCUUUAACAGGCAUUAGGUGUAUGAAGGGCUGUUACAGGCAUUUGUCUGUGUUUCCUGAAUUUGAAAGUUGUAAUGUUGGACCUCUGGAGUUUAAGUGAUUAAGAUGGAGAUGUCUCCACAUUAUCGAAAGGUUCAUGAGCUAGAGGCGAAUGAGGCCUGUGAUUGGCUGAGAGCAGCGGGGUUUCCACAGUAUGCUCAGCUGUAUGAAGCCUCUCUGUUUCCCAUCGAGAUCUCCACUGUGAGGAGAGACCACGAGUUUUUGGAUCAGGACUCACUCAAGGCACUAUGCAGGAGGUUAACAACCCUGAACAAAUGUGCUGCGAUGAGUUUAGAGAUUCAUUUCCAGUGUAAACAGGGUGAGGACUCUGAGGAGGAUGACGCAUGUGCUCUUAGCUCCCGUUGGGCGUUUCAGCGUGAGAGUAAAACCUGGUCCCGUCUCCGCACACUCUCACCCACCCCUGUCACACCUGGGAACAGGGCUUCAACCUUAAGAAAUUCAGGGAGUAGUGAUAGUGUUCUGAGUAACAUCAGUCUCCUAGAAGUCACCUCGCUGACCUCUGACAUCAGCGCUAGCAGCUUGAGCUUGGAAACAAAUUCUCCAGAGGUUGCGACAUAUUGUAAUGUCGCAGUGGGUGAGGGCUCAUCAUCAAUUUGUGUCUCAACUAGCCAAGAUGAGAAUGAUGAAUCCUCGUCUUCAUCACAGUCUGUAAGAGAUAAGGCAAAGUGGCCUUCUAGAUCGUUCUUAUGGAGGAGAGAGUCAAUAAAGAAGAGGGAUCAUGAGAAAGAGACUCCAACAAGCAAUUCAACGGUUACUCAACACCAUCCACCCUCAGAUCUGCAGUGCACAUCGGAUGCAAGUUUGCCUGGACAAACCUCAAGCAAGUGCAUAAUCGGCAAAUAUAAGGCGUGGAAGUCACAUACAAUAUGCCGCAGUAAUGUGAGCCAGAAAGCUUCUCUGCACAAGCCUCACAUAGAAUGCCUUUACCUGGAGGACUACCAGUUAACUUGGGAGAAGCAAGAGUUAACAAGUCACAUCAGCCAUCUAAGGAAAGAUGAUCAUGUGGUUCUCCCCUUUGAUCACAAGCCUGGAACUUUCCCCAAAUCUUUGUCAGUUGAGAGUCUCUGUCCAGUCUCUGUUUAUCAAAAUCCAGACCAUAAUGACUGGUCUGGAGAUGGAGACUUUUCAUUGGAUGGAAGCAUCAGUCGCAGUGGCUCACAAGACUUUCUCAGGUCUGGUUUUGGACAGAGGAGGAAUUCAAUCAGCUCAAUUGAAAGCAUUUACGACAACAUUCCAGAUGCGCCGGGAAGUCCACGUGACAAAUUUGACCCUUCAAAAGAGAAAACCUUUCAGCAUCUUGACGACAUUUUAAAGCAUGUACAUGGGCUACAGCACAGUAUUGACGAAUGGUCACGCUCUCUCGACCUUCAGAAACCUGACCGAUCAAAUGUAGGCACUGAGUCCACGGAAGACAUAACAUUACCUAGCAGCCUGAACUUCGAUGAGCGAUCCAUGUCGGAUGUUGGGACAACAGCAAGUGAUUAUGACAGCGCAGGAAACUCUUUGAAUGAGGGAGAAGGGGGAAUGAGAGAAAGGAGGGACUCUGGGGUGGGUGCAUCUCUUACAAGACCCAGCAGAAAGUUGCAUUGGCACAGUUUCCAGAACUCUCAUCGACCGAGCUUGACCUCUGCUUCUUUAGAGAUCAACAGGCAGUCGGCUGCCCAGCUCAACCUGCUUCAGAAGUUCAGUCUCUUACGACUCACUGCCAUCCUGGAGAAACACACAGACAAUAGCAAACACGGCUGGAACUGGGUUGUUCCGAAGUUUAUGAAGCGCUCCAAAGUUCCAGAUUACAAAGAUAAACACGUGUUUGGAGUUCCACCAAUUGUAAAUGUCCAGCGAACUGGUCAGCCCCUCCCACAGAGCAUCCAGCAGGCAAUGAGAUACCUACGCAGCCAGUGUCUAGAGAAGGUCGGAAUAUUCCGGAAAUCUGGGGUUAAAUCCCGCAUCCAGACCCUACGACAGCUCAAUGAAAAUUCCCCUGAUCAUGUGACAUACCAGAGCCAAUCAGCUUACGAUGUGGCUGACCUGAUUAAACAGUACUUUAGGGAUCUGCCUGAACCUGUGCUCACCUCCAAACUUACAGACACCUUCUUGGAUAUAUACCAGUUCAUUCCAGCAGAAAAGCAUUUACAGGCAGUGCAGGCAGCAGUGAUCUUGCUACCUGAUGAGAACAGAGAGGUCCUGCAGACUCUGCUGUAUUUUCUCAGUGACAUUGCAUGUGCACAGGAGAACCAGAUGACUGCAGAGAGUCUGGCUGUCUGUCUCGCCCCCUCCAUACUGCAUCUGAAUGCCUCUAAGAAAGAUGGGGCUUCACCAAGGCUCAUGAGCAGGAAGGGUGUUGCCAAGCCAGACCACAAGGACCUGAGUGAGAACAUGGCUGCCACACAAUGCCUUUGUCAUAUGAUCACAGAAUGCAAGAAGCUUUUCCAGAUCCCUCAUGAAAUGAUGCUGCAGUCGAGGAAUUCUUAUGUGGCAGCUGACGCACAGCCGCUACCUCUGCAUGGGCUCGGGGUCAACGCCCUAGGUGAGCCUGUGGAUUAUCAGGCGUAUUUGGAAGACAACAUUCAGUGUCUUCUCAGAGAGAUGUCUGAGCGGAGUAAGGGCUGGCACCAUGCCCACGGACCCGAUAACACUGAAACUUCUUAUAAAAAGGUAGGGGACGGACACCCGAUGCGUCUAUGGCGUGUUUCAGUCGAGAUAGAAGCCUCGCCUGCUGUGGUGCUGCAGCGGAUUCUGCGAGAGCGCCACCUGUGGGAUGAAGAUCUUCUGCACAGUCGAGUCCUCGAAACUUUGGAGAACAACACAGAAGUCCUCCAUUACAUCACGGACAGCAUGGCUCCCCAUCCUCGCAGAAACUUCAUAGUGCUUCGACGAUGGUGUAGUGAUCUUCCAAAGGGGGUGUGUGUUCUUGUGUCCUCAUCUGUUGACCAUGAUAACGUGCAGCUGGAAGCCGGGUUACGGCCGGUGCUACUGACAUCCCGCAUCCUUAUUGAGCCGUGCAGAAUGGGGCGGUCCCGGCUUACACACUACUGCAGGGCUGAUCUGCGGGGGCGCUCUCCUGAUUGGUAUAAUAAAGUAUUCGGGCAUCUUUGUGCAAUGGAGAUUGCCAGAAUACGGAGUUCUUUCCCUGUUCUGUCACCACAUGGACCUGAGACCAAGCUCUGAAAACUCUGAAACAGGACCCACCUGGGAUACAUCUCUGACCAGUUUGACUCAUUGACUUGUAUGAGAGAGAGAGAGGGAGAGAGAAUGAGAAUGUAUGAGAGUUCAUAUGGAAGAACAGAAUGGCUGUGUAAGUUUGAGAAACAGGGUGGAAAAGUAAUGACAAUGAGCAGAGUACUAUGUUGAAUAGUAGGUGGAUGCAAAGGACACAUUGAGUUUUUGAAAGCCAUGGAGGAUCAAUGUGGAAAAAGCUCAAACUCAUAUUCAUAUUGGUAAUACUGCGUAUAAACUUAUUCAGUUGGUCUGAGUUUUGUUUAAAUAUUUAUUAUCAGUGAUUAAGCAGUGUGUCUUAGUACAGAUCUGUUGUGCCUAAACAUUUUUGUCUAAUCCAGUGUGGUCUGUCAGACACCUAAUUAGUUUUUAGGUUAAACGUAUAAAGAGUUCUUUGCUUUUUGACUUGUAAAUAAAUGCUCAUGUGGCACAGAUGACCAGUUAGCUGGCUAAGAGAGGCAGCCAAUCACCAAACAUUUUGAUAUUCUUUACGUCAUCGGUCCACCACGAGUGACGUCAAGGUCCACCACGAGUGACGUUUUCUACAUAGUUUUUUUUUUUUGUGACCUCAAACCAUUUCAUCCCUUUUACUACUCUGUUUUAUUAUUUAUAUGUAGCAAUCGUUUGCAUGUGGCAAACUUCAUUUGUGAAGUGUUAGUAACUAAACAUCUGCAUGGAAUCCAUGGGUAUGAUAUUCAAAAGACUUUGUUAGUACAGCUUUACUUUUCACUUUUGCACGAAUAACAUUUGUGUGAUUUAAUGAGAUGAUUCUCUUUCUGAUUGUUCAUCAAAACUGUCAGGUAUCAUUUUACAUUCAAGCUCUAAGUGUUUUGAACAAAGAGAAGCGUGUUUGUGUGUUCAUCUUAUUAUAUGAUCAUCGUUAAAUCAGUGCUGUUCACCAGGGCAUUAUGUAAGACCAAUAUUUUAUUUAUUUAAAAAAUAUAACAAUACUUAUAGUAUUGUAAAAGAAUGUAUACAUGUUAAUUUCCUAAUGUGGAAUAGCUUAAUGUGCUGUGACUCCAAAGUUAUGUUUAUUGUAUUAUUCCAGAAAGUCUUUAUAAGCAAUAAAUCUGUGUUAAACACAGGUGCCAGAAACAAGCUACCAAAUUUGUUUUCUUUAACAAUGUUGAUUGAUUUGAUUGUUUCAUUUGUUUUUUAUAAAUCAUACAGUACUCCAAUGUGUAUUGUGCCAACUUAAACAUUCAUGCAAUGAGAAUAA
Messenger RNA from Xyrauchen texanus (razorback sucker), 4605 nucleotides. RefSeq names its product stAR-related lipid transfer protein 13-like. Gene Ontology annotation, molecular function: protein binding; GTPase activator activity; lipid binding. Lineage: Eukaryota; Metazoa; Chordata; Actinopteri; Cypriniformes; Catostomidae. Gene Ontology annotation, biological process: regulation of Rho protein signal transduction; actin cytoskeleton organization; signal transduction. The transcript has 14 exons. The record is from RefSeq and is a predicted model, not a curated record. The coding region runs from base 216 to 3338 and encodes 1040 amino acids.